AGCCAAGAUCCCAGAGGGGUUUUGGGUUGGUGUGAGUGAAAGAAGAGGCCCGGGUAAUGGAAGCUUGAGGAAGUGACCUCACUUCCUUGGUGACAGACCCUAACAGAACUUAGCACACUGGUCUCCAGGCGCCCACAUUCUAGACAUAGCCUCCUAUUGAGCUCACUUGAGUAGAGACACUCAAGAGAGCAGGAUGCUCUGCUGUUGUCUCCCGACUUGUCGAGGCUGUGGCUUCAGGAAAGCCAAGAAACAGAGACUUUUCAGUUGCUACACACAUUGGCUUGGCCCUCACCUGCACCACCUCUGGCCAUUUGGCAGGAGGAUCCCUCAGAGCUGCACGCAGGAGGUGGUCAAAGAUCUGGCAAAUGGCUUCGGGUACUCCAUCUCCCUGGACAGGGGCCAACUGCACCGCACCAUCAUAAAUAACCAGGGCUGCUCUGAGAGUGAAGAUGAGUCCACUCUGUCUGUAACUGAGGCCUGCAGGAUGCGUGCCCUCCAGGCAGGCAUGAUGCAGAGGCUCUCAGAGUCUGUGCUGCCAGCCUUCCCCAGCAGAGUCCUCUGCAGUGUCAUCACCUCCCUCUACAGCUACUCAGGCUCCAGCACUUCCCACCAGGUCCUGGACCAGCUGUUUCCCAGGUCCCAUCUACCCUCCAUCCCGGGUGAUGCCCUCAUCCCCUUUGGGACACAUGGAGGCAGCUUGGCCCAUUGCGUGCGGGAUGCUGGAGGACAGGACCACCUCCCAAACCUCCCCGCAGUGCUAUCUAUUUCCUGCUGGGAACCUGGCUGGGCCAAGGGCAGGAUUGCAGGGAGCCCCUGCGGUUUCCAUGCUGGACCCUGCAGCUGGCCACUCUGCACGUCAGCUUUGGUGGCUCCCACGUGGAGGGCCAUGCCUACCUUCUGCCAGGCCACCUGGAGCAUCUCAAGGCCAUUGAGGCCGAAUGGAAAGGAGCUGUUCAAGACGUUGGUGCCCGCCCACUGCCUCGGCUCCAUCUGGUCUGAGUGCGACAACAGGGAACGCGAGUCCCUGGCACCCACCGUCCGUGACACUGUGAUGCACUACAACACCGUGGCCAAUUGCAUCCUCGUCACCUGCCUUGGGGAUGCGAGCAUGACAGCACAGGACAGGGCCAGGGUGGUUGAGCUGUGGAUCAGGGUGGCUGAGGAGUGCCGAGGCCUCGGGAACUUCUGUUCCCUCCACACAAUCCUUUCUGCCCUGCAGAGCCAUGCCAUUGCCUGUCUCCAAGACACCUGGGGACAAGUUUCCAGGUGGGUAGUGGGUAGUCUGCUCUCCAGCCAAGCACCAUGAGGGUGAGGUGGCCCAGGCAACCUCAUUUGGGCCGGCAUGUCCCACAAAGUCAGCUGAGACCACCUGGGAGACAGAGAACACCAGGCACAGGGACUGACCUGGGUGCUGGGUCUCUGAGUCUCUCAGUGCCCUUAGGCCAGCAGUUCCAUCCCAGGGAUCCAUUUCCUUCCAGACAAGAUCCUGGCUUGAGCCCAGGUGGAGAUUGUCAGGUGUUUCCUUUGCAGCAACAGAAGCCUCUAUGCAGCUGAAACCAACACUGUUCCAAGGAGAUCUGUUUGGGACAUCUGGGAAUGGAGGUCCCAAGGGACAAGAGGAGAGGCCCCUCCACAGUCCCAUGGGGACCUUAGAGCUCAGAGCACCCCAGCGAAAUCCCUCAUCCAGGCCCCAGGCAGUUUGGAUCUGCUGGGUUCUCAAACAAAUGGGACUUGCCUUCAAGCAUCCCACAGUUUUUCUUUCUUUCUUUCUUUCUCUUUCUUUCUUUCUUUCUUUCUUUCUUUCUUUCUUUCUUCC
Messenger RNA from Equus caballus (horse), 1816 nucleotides. The record is from RefSeq and is a predicted model, not a curated record. NCBI's taxonomy places the organism in Eukaryota, Metazoa, Chordata, Mammalia, Perissodactyla, Equidae.